Molecule: messenger RNA, 762 nt
Organism: Plasmopara halstedii
Lineage: Eukaryota; Oomycota; Peronosporomycetes; Peronosporales; Peronosporaceae
Product: 3-demethylubiquinone-9 3-methyltransferase
Exons: 5
Coding region: 1-762 (253 amino acids)
Biological process (GO): ubiquinone biosynthetic process
Molecular function (GO): 2-methoxy-6-polyprenyl-1,4-benzoquinol methyltransferase activity
Source: RefSeq, a predicted model, not a curated record
AUGCUAGCGAAAAGAAACCUUGCCGCACAAUUGUACGUGCGUGGUUUUAGUGCCCGCGUUCUGUCUACUGUGGUGAAAAACGAGGUCCAGAAGUUUAAUGCUGCAGCCUCUGACUGGUGGACACCAAAGAGUAGAACGGGUGUGGGUCCUCUACAUCAGAUCAAUCCUGUUCGGGUCAAAUACAUUCGAAGUCACGUGAUCAUGCAUUUUGGUCACACGAAUGAUGACGAUCCCAUGCCGCUACGAGGUCUGCGAGUAGCUGAUGUCGGCUGUGGGGGUGGGAUUCUGUCCGAGUCAUUGUGUCGCAUCGGUGGCACCAUGGUAUCCAUUGACCCUGGAAAGGAGAAUAUUGCAGCAGCGACAGAGCACGCAGCUACAAGCUGCCAUACCAACAAAAUUGAGUACCGUCAGUGCACUUCUGAUGAUUUGGUAAAACAGGGUGAAAUAUUUGACGUUGUUUGCUCACUGGAAGUUAUCGAACAUGUGUCAAGUGUACCAGCAUUCUUGCAGUCACUCACACCGUUGGUAAAGCCUGGUGGCUUGCUAUUUUUGUCAUCGAUUAACCGUACGGUAUUAUCGGCGGCUUUAGCUAUUGGGGCUGCAGAAUACAUGCUGAGGAUUAUUCCUCCAGGAACGCAUGACUGGAAUAAGUUUGUGCAGCCGAGUGAAAUUGAACAUGAGUUGCGGAAGGACGGAAUUAUAGUGAAAGAUAUAUCAGCUGUGAAUUAUAUUAUGUGUGCCGUUAAGCCUUCUAUCAAGUAG